Molecule: messenger RNA, 2047 nt
Organism: Bombina bombina (fire-bellied toad)
Lineage: Eukaryota; Metazoa; Chordata; Amphibia; Anura; Bombinatoridae
Gene: NIPAL4
Product: NIPA like domain containing 4
Exons: 7
Coding region: 1-1824 (607 amino acids)
Biological process (GO): magnesium ion transport
Cellular component (GO): membrane
Molecular function (GO): magnesium ion transmembrane transporter activity
Source: RefSeq, a predicted model, not a curated record
AUGGCGGCCAGACAUAGAGAUAAGAAAAACAAAAAUACGAUAGAAACACAGGUAGACAUUCACUCACUCUCCUCUAAUCUCUCCUAUAACAAAGAAAGUGCAGAUACUCAAGCACUGGUAUCCAGUAUAACUGAAGCACUUUCCCCAAGAUUUGAAUCUCUCAAACUUGAGAUUAAACAAGACAUCGUAUCUCUCACUAAUGAAAUUCGACAAUUUGCAAAUAGACUUCAAGAAGCUGAACAAAGAGUAGAGACCCAAAAGGAGCUUAAACUUCAGGCAAGACUUUAUCGCUAUGGCAAUAAAGCUGGAAAGUUAUUGGCUAAUUUGAUGAAAAAAGAAAAAAGAUCUCCAUUAAUAGAUAAGCUUCUGCAUAAGAAGAAAACUCACACAAAUGUAGAUGAUAUCUCUAACAUAUUUUUAGAAUACUUCAAAGAGAUCUACUCUUUAAGGGAUGCAGAUAAAACUAAAUCAGAUGAAUUCUGGAGCAAAAUUACCCACCCGGUACUUGACGGUGAAAAAAUGUUAAUGGUUAACUCCCCAAUUUCUCAGGAAGAAAUUCUAAAGAUGAUUCAGGAUCUUCCAUCAAACAAGGCUCCUGGUCCGGAUGCAUUACCAAAUGAAUUUUAUAAAAUUCUUGCACCAUUCGUUGUUUCACCGUUAAGUUCUCUUGUGACAUUAAUCUGCCCAUCCCGACAGGUGGUCUGUCAAAUUGUGAGCGGGAUUGACCUAUCCAUUUCAGUCUAUGAGAAUUUUACCUUUGAUCCACUUUUGCUUUCCCCUUCAAAAAGAAAUUAUGAAUUCAUCCUUGGGCUGCUGCUGGCCAUAUUUUCCAGUUUGCUGAUAGGCAGUAGUGUUAUUCUGAAAAAGAAAGGGCUGCUUCGUUUGUGCAACCAGGGGAAGACACGAGCAGGAGCUGGUGGAUAUGGAUAUUUGAAAGACUGGAUAUGGUGGGCUGGCCUUUUGACAAUGGGAGGAGGCGAAGCUGCCAACUUUGCUGCCUAUGCAUUUGCACCAGCAACAGUUGUAACCCCUCUGGGGGCUCUGAGCGUUCUUAUCAGUGCAGUGUUGUCAUCCUAUUUUUUGGGAGAACGUCUGAACCUCUUGGGAAAGCUCGGCUGUACCCUCAGUGUUCUGGGCAGCACCAUAAUGGUAAUCCACUCUCCAGAGGAACAGGAGGUUAACACCUUGGCGGAAAUGACCCUCAAGCUACAAGAUCCAGGUUUCAUAGCCUACAUCAGCCUCCUCCUCAUCUGCUGCCUGGUACUCAUCUUCUUCCUUGCCCCUCGCUUAGGGCGCACAAAUAUCUUAAUCUUCUUGUCCAUCUGCUCCCUCUUGGGUGCUUUGUCAGUGUCUUCUGUAAAAGGUUUAGGCAUCGCCGUGAAGAACCUGAUUAAUGGGGAACAUAUUCUUCAGCACCCUCUGCCCUGGAUUCUCAUACCUAUCCUGGUUGUAUCGGUGGUAACACAGGUCAAUUACCUAAACAAAUCGCUGGAUGUGUUUAACACAUCUUUGGUUUUUCCAAUUUACUAUGUGCUGUUUACUACAGUGGUCAUUGCUACCUCCCUGAUACUGUUUAAAGAGUGGGUGUCUAUGUCCCCUUCGGAUGGUGUGGGUGCAGUGUGUGGAUUUAUCAUAAUUAUCCUUGGUGUGUUUAUGCUACAUGCUUUCAAAGAUCUGGACAUUAACCUUCAGAGCCUUCAGCAAAAACUUCAGAGCCAAGCACCACUCCCUCUUCCCAGAAGAGAUGACAAGAUCAUUUUAAUAGACCAUAUGGAAGUUGAGAGCAUGGACAGUAAACCCAAAGUAUUUGUAAUCUACACUUAGACGUAACACUGGACUCAAACUGGAUUCUGCACUGAUGGUUGGUUUUGCUCAACAACUGACUACUUUUGUAAGUUGGCGAAGUAGCCAGAUAACUACACCUCAUCUGGAUAAAUUAUUGCAACUUUUCAUGAUGGCUUUAUUUUUUGCUAUAGCUGCACUACUCCACUGGUUAAUUGUAUUCACAUUCCAAAAAAAUGCAUUGGGUUGACAGAAUGUAAAUACA